This is a messenger RNA of Symbiodinium natans, 507 nucleotides long. The record is from the annotation of a GenBank genome assembly. Lineage: Eukaryota; Dinophyceae; Suessiales; Symbiodiniaceae.
AUGGCACACUACGAGCUGCGCAUUGUCGUGCCAAGCAGCUCGCCAGUGCAGGAGUUGUUGGAUGCGCUGCGUGCUGAGCCCGGGCGCGAGGAGCUGCUUCCAAGGGGCCCAGCCCAUGUUACCCUCGGCGAGUUCUGGUGCGGCGAUGAUGAGGCGCCGACCAAGUUGACAGAACUCCGCGCCUUGUGCUCGAGUUUCGCUCCGAUUUCGCUACGGAUAUCUGGACAUGCACGCUCUUGGCGGCGCCGGUCAGCGGUGUACUACCUUCCUGUCGAUCUCUCCACCUCAGGGCAGCGCUUUCUGGCGAGCCUGCGCCAGAGUGGGCUCCUGGACAAGUCAACGGAGAACCUCCACGUCUCGAUGGGGCGGGAGCAAGAACCUCCGAAGGUGGAGGAUUCUGAUGCGCAGUGCGAGUACAUCACGCUGCUGAAGCUGGAUGGAAAACGGACGCGGAACUUCCUGGAGGCAGUGGACAUUCCACUGGGUCCAGGUCAAACUGCGCCCUGA